Molecule: messenger RNA, 2363 nt
Organism: Alternaria rosae
Lineage: Eukaryota; Fungi; Ascomycota; Dothideomycetes; Pleosporales; Pleosporaceae
Exons: 1
Coding region: 168-2147 (659 amino acids)
Source: RefSeq, a predicted model, not a curated record
CAGAGUGGACGGUCUUUGCUGAUGCUCAUGCCAAAUUCCCCAAGGGCUGUCCUUGUCAAUCAAAAGGAAGCUGCUGCCACGUCAUGCAAGGGAACAAGAAUUUUCAAAAGUCUUUUUAUCCAGCGGAUCUGGCGUCUGCAACCUCAUGACUCCAUUUUCGAGACAUUAUGGAGACGCGAAGUCUAGCCGGAUAUGGGAAACAACCAGCUACGCAGCUCGAGCUGCUAAACGAUCUCAAUCGGCAGCGCUUGAACACUCUAUCCGAUUCUCAGGCGAGACUUUCAUCUAUUAGAGAGGACUUAUUGAUCGAGCGGGAAAGAGUAAGAGCUACUCGCCGCAAGGUUCGACAGAAGCGGAUAGAUGCUGGCAACGCAGAGGCGAGUUUCAUGACUCGACUGAGAGAGUUUGUCAACGAUUACCCAGAUGAACUCUCGAGGGCGCUCUUGGCCGCAUACAAUCUUGUCAGAGAAGCACGGGAUGAUCUGGGUGAGCUAGAAGACGACUAUCUUGGGGCCGAAAGCGAUCUUACUGGGGCGGAAUGGACAUUUGUCGCCCGCGAGACCCAGUUCUACCAAUUCGAUAUCAACAACAUUUUCUCUGGGCCAGACAACGAACAGCUCGGUUCUCUACACGAUCAACGUCUUGAGACCUCACACCAUCUACCACUCUCUCACAUACCACCUUGCCCUACAGGAUCAUUGUCUCCCAGUCAAGUCUUGAAGCUACCGCCCCCACCACCUCCUCCGCAAUUUGCUGCUCCACCACCAUCUUUGGUUCUUGCUUCUUCUGCUAUCGCAGCUCAGCCUCCGCUCGUUCGAGUUGAUCGAGAAUAUGCUGCCAUGGUGGCAGGCGUCGAGACUUUGAAGAAAGAACUCGACAAAAUGCGGCAAACGCAAGCCAGUAACAUUACUUGGGAUGAUGGAGAUGACGUGUUCUUCCCGGAAGGAAAAGGGCUUCCUGAUGGUAAUCUCACAACCUCUGCAAGCGAGUUUGGGAACAUGGUAUACGAGCUCUCUACACGGAAGGCCAAAGCCGAGAAAUACAAAGCUGAAGAAAUGUUUCCGGUGCUGGCUGCCUCACGUUUGGCGAGGAGAUCUUCUGAUCCAGCAAAUUCAUACAGAACUAUACCCGAAGAUUCGACUGCAAUGAGACGAACGCAAACGGAAAGCGCCGCUGCAUCUAUGCGAAACAAUUUCCUUGUAAGAGAGAAGAUUCGAGCAUGGUCCCUGACGCACCUCAAGGAAGAUGCUGUGCAAAAGCGCCUGUAUCUGAACACUCUUGCAUACUACGGGAUAGCAAGCCUCAUCGAGGAUGACUGGGAACUUCGAGCAGCACAAUUCUGGAGUCAUGAUAGCCUCGUCGAGAGCGAGAACGCGGAACGUUGCAAGACAGGUUCCGUCAACGAGAUGAGGUGUAAUCCUGGGUCGCACCACGAUUCAGACUCUCAGGUAUUGCACGAGGAUCCACAGGAGAGUUGUGACGACGACUCAUCGAUACCAUCUUCGCAGCUGUCACACUCAACGGAUUCUGAUGACGACAGUCCGAAGACACCCUCGGAUAGACCUGCCAUGGUUAAGGAACCUCACAAAGCUGAGGAUCGUGAUCCAGGAGAUGAUAUCGUAGCCGAAGUCGUAUGUACCUGUCCAGUGGAAUAUGGCGACGCAGCCCAACGAAAGGACAGUGUUCAGAGUACGAAGAUAGAGCAUCACAUCAGCUGCGCUAGGUAUAAACCGGAAGUCAAGACAAGAGCCUCCUCACAAGUGUCAAACAACAUCCGGACGAAGACUGAUGCUUCAGUAGCUCGUGAUCGCUGUGGUCUGGCGCAGGAAGAAGACUUCUUGGGUCUACCUAUGUCACCCACUGCAAACUCCGAACCUGUGGAUGGUGCAUGCUUUCAAUCGAUAUCCGAUACUAUUGCGCAGCCUGCUUCGACAAACCCUUGGAUACGUACAGCUGAGCUGUCGGCGCUCGACCACACUAGCAAUCUCCAAUUUACCGAUGCUUUGAACAAGCCUCAUUCUCGACCACCCCUUCCACAACGGAGGAGUUCAGGCAAUCGGCUCAAGGAGUGGCUUUCCUCGGUCAAGAAACUGCGGAGCAAAAGCACUCCCACAAUCGCGAUUCAUGAAUCUGGAGGUCGUGCAUGACAGCAAUCGGUGACAUGACAGUGUCCCGUCACCCUAUGCCGAGAGCCGUUCGCAUCAUUUCUCGGUUAUUCUUUCCAUCCUCCUCACAAAUAUACCUGUUACUGGAUGUUUCUUCAACACUGUAUAGUUCACGGACGUAAGAUUACAGGAGCACGCCUUUUCAUUUCCGCAUAUCUGUUCAGGCAAAGUUCGCCGGUUUUCAUUACUGGGCGUUAG